ACAAAGUGCUGCUGCAACAUAUACUGAGGGUCUGGUUUCUUCUUCUUACGUCAAAAGGGUCGAGUGUUUUCGUGAUACACAAAACUGGGGGAAGGGAAUUAUGGGAGGAUCAUCAGGAUCUUCGCCGUGUGCUUCUUGCAAGCUGCUGAGACGCCGCUGCUCCAAGGAUUGCGUCUUCGCUCCAUAUUUCCCACCCCACGACCCUCAUAAGUUUGCCAUUGUUCAUAAGGUCUUUGGGGCCAGUAAUCUCUGCAAAAUGUUACAGGAACUUCCGGUGAAUCAGAGAGGAGAUGCAGUGAGUAGUUUAGUGUACGAGGCGAACGCAAGGGUGAGAGACCCCGUGUAUGGGUGCGUAGGCACGAUAUCUUACUUGCAGAAUCAAGUGUCGCAAUUGCAGCUUCAGCUUGCAGCGGCCCAAGCAGAAGUCUUGUCCAUGCAAAUGCACCAAAAACCACAUCUUGUAGAACAAGAUAGUGACAUGUCUUCUCUCUGGGCUGGGGACAACCUCAACAGCAUCUCACACUACAUUGCCGUUGCUUCUAAUUUAUCUGCGACUGUAAUCCAGGAUCCGCUUAAGAGAGAGUCCUUUUCGACUUAACUUCUCUGGCGGUGAUUAAAACCACAAGUUCCACUUGUUCCACAGUUAUAUUUUUCCGCUCCGAGAUUUCUCUCGAAGGAUACAUAAUAUUUAGAGUCCCAAUU
Molecule: messenger RNA, 702 nt
Organism: Rhodamnia argentea
Lineage: Eukaryota; Viridiplantae; Streptophyta; Magnoliopsida; Myrtales; Myrtaceae
Product: LOB domain-containing protein 12-like
Exons: 2
Coding region: 101-598 (165 amino acids)
Source: RefSeq, a predicted model, not a curated record